Molecule: messenger RNA, 1316 nt
Organism: Triticum dicoccoides
Lineage: Eukaryota; Viridiplantae; Streptophyta; Magnoliopsida; Poales; Poaceae
Exons: 2
Coding region: 51-1205 (384 amino acids)
Source: RefSeq, a predicted model, not a curated record
UCCAGAUAUUCUAUAGAGGGCUGACACAUGCUUCGAGAGAUCUUAUUGAUAUGUCAGCUGGUGGAACAAUCAUGAACAAGACCGUUGAGGGUGCAAUUAUUCUCAUUGAGAGCAUUGCCUUCCACCAAAUGCAAUGGGGUUGUGAAAGGCCUAGUUCAAAUCCGAAGGUUGCAAGCCAUCUGCAAUCAGAAGCUGUGUGUUCCAUAAGUGAACAGAAAUCAUCCAUGGUGCCUAAUAUUCAAAACCAGCAUGUUCCAUUCCGGGGACAACAACAUUUCAGAGCUGAAUUAGAUCCUCCAUGUAGAAAGAUUGAUCUUACUUCAAGUAUCCUUGAUGAUGAUUAUGAUAUUUUUCAAGAUGAUGCAACCAUUGUAGAUCGGAUGGAAACCACAGUAGCAGAUCCAAUACCUCAUGGCAAUGAAACUGUCCAGAUUGAGUCAAAGUUGCAAGAAGAUGUUUAUGAGGAACCUACUCUGAUUGAUGCUAAGUUGAGACAGCAAGAUAUGGAGAAAUUCACUUGUGUUAGUCAACUAUGUGACUCGUGGAAUUUAGUCGUGGCACCAAUUGCCCACACUUGUGUUACAACUGUAUCUGGGAUAUUUGUCAAGAAGAAGUCAUUAGCUCCACCGGUGGUUGCCUCUAUCUCAGUUAAAGAGAGUAUCUCAGAGAAGAAUAGUGAAGAUGAGAUUCCAACUCCUGCACAUACAUCUAAGCAAGUCGGAGACAUUCCAAGGAGAGAGAUAGUUGAGUCAAAUUUAGAAGAGUUGAUACUUCAAUAUCCUGAGAAGAUCCCACGUGUUGCUGAGCUGCAUGACUGGUGGAAGUCAUCAGUGUCAGUGUUGAAACUUAGCAGUGAUGGUGAUGAGGAGAAUAUUGCUCAGAAAGACAGCGAGGUAGUGAUCUCAGCACCCCUACCAGAUCAUGUUAGUGCAUAUUCACAGAUGGGGACACUUCAGACUCAAUUAGGUGUUGCUGGUAGUAGCACCAUAGAAGAUCCAGAGGAAGAGAGAUCUCAACUUGAAGAAGAAAUACUUGAAGAGGAGGAACAAGAUGAUCCAGAGCUCGAACAACCAAGUGAUCAAGUUGAAGAUUCAUCAUCUACUACUCUUGAAGAAGCAAAAGAAGUUGUUGUAGAUGAACUUGAAGAACCAGAAAUUCAUUUGCCUAUUGUCAUACAAGAGCGUGAUGUAGAAGGUUCGAGGUGACAUCCCUUGGGAUCCUGGUGGAGUCAGAGCAUGGCGAUGAGGAGAAGUAAGGAGCACACAUGAAGAGAGAAGCUGGAGCAGGCAUGAGGAUAGGGAAGCAAAAGGAGAGGA